This is a messenger RNA of Phaeodactylum tricornutum CCAP 1055/1, 1875 nucleotides long. Its product is annotated as chitin binding. The record is from RefSeq and is a predicted model, not a curated record. NCBI's taxonomy places the organism in Eukaryota, Bacillariophyta, Bacillariophyceae, Surirellales, Neidiaceae. Gene Ontology annotation, molecular function: chitin binding. The coding region runs from base 1 to 1509 and encodes 502 amino acids. The transcript has a single exon.
AUGCACUUCUCUCCCCAAGUCUUCCUCUUCAUUGCUUCCUUCUGGGGUCCUGCGGUGGACGCCCACGGCUACCUGAAGAGCCCGCGUAGUCGAAACUACGUCGCCGCCGAAGACGGUGUCGGCUAUGGAGGAACAAGCUCCGAUCCGCAGAAGGAAUUUUGCCCGCAGUGUCUCAACAUCGGUGGCACACUCGCCGCAUGUGGAUUGCUGAGCAACACCAAUUACGAUUUCCCUCCCAGCGCCGUGGGAGGGGUCAUGCCCGCCAACAUUCAAGGAACAUUCCCAAAGGGUGGUGAGAUCGAUUUCGAUGUGGUGUUGACGGCACAUCACAAGGGGCAUUUUAACUUUUAUGCCUGUCCGGUUGUCCCCGGUAUCGCACCAACAGAAGAAUGUUUCAAAUCGCAUCCACUCGAGUUUGUCCAAGACUUGUUGUACGGUGCUCCCAAAGACUCGAAUUAUCCAAGUCGCGCAUACAUUCCACCUCUGACGUAUGAACCCACUCUCAUUGCUACCGACGGUACCGUACCCGGGGCAUUCUACCGUUACCGUAUGAAACUUCCCGAGGAUAUUCAAGGGGACUUGGUCUUGCUGCAAUGGCACUACUUGACGGCCAAUUCGUGCAAACAUGACGGCUACGAUGACUAUGCUUUUCCGUCGGAGUGGCCCAACCCUGGGUACGCUGGUCUACCUGAUUGCGGUAUUAUUCCUUCGGAUGGAAUCGGUGGGCCGGAGCAGUUCUGGAACUGCGCCGAAGUAGCCAUUAGUAGCAAUGGCGGGGGCGUCACCGCACCUCCAACCACGCCUGCGCCCGUACCGGCGCCUUCGGCUUCCAGCGCCACGUUAGCACCGUACGUGGCGCCGAGUCCGACCGCGUCGAUGGUGAGUCCGACCCAAUCUCCCGUUGGCGAUGCGAACGGCGGUGUAGCAGGUACUUGCGGGGAUGGCAAUAUCGGCAAUGGAAUAUGUCCCGAUAGUGCACUGUGCUGCUCGCGCUUUGGCCAUUGUGGCAGUACGGCAGCAUACUGCAACGACGGUCCAGUCGUGACGGUGGCUCCCGUGUCCACGCCUACGAGUGCUCCGGUAGUUGCUACGCAGACGUCGUCUCCUACUGUAGACUCACCGGCAAACUGGACUCUUUCCACAGAGAGUCGCUGUGGUGUUUCCGAACUCGACGCCCGUGGCAACUGCGGUAGCGUGUGCGUCGGCAGCAACGAUUGCGGCGUCGGCGAAUGGUGCUGGAGCGUCCACGCGAACUAUUGCGAUAAUGCCCGUCCAGGGUUCGUGAUUUGUCCGGACCUGUCGCGGGCAACGACGACGCCUCGUUGCGGCGUGGACGAGUUGAAUGCGCGGGAGCGGUGUGGCCCUACUUGUGGAGUCGACCAGGAUUGUGUCGACGGCGAAAUGUGUUGGGGUGUCCACGCCAAUACCUGCGACUGUACCCGCGACGAAGGCAACGGUAGGAAUCGCAACCGCAACGUUCGUGUUCUUCGUCACGGAAACAACGUGUGAAGCGUUGCGGAACCCUCGCGAGCCAAGGGAACCCAGUGGUUGUGUGUCUUACACUUGGCUAGAGAGCAUAAUUGGUACCCCCAAUGCCAAUCAUUUGUCUCCAAAACGAAUGACUUAUAGUCAGAGGUGACUGUGAGUAUUGAUAAAUAAACAAUAAUACAAAGUAGAAUACCAAUUGAAUUCCUCCGUCAACAUCAACAACAAGUAGCGAGAUUUGACGCGGCAGUCUGUCUUCCUAGUAGAGCCUCUAGUCUAAAGAGCUCCAGAAUCUACUACAUGCUAUCAUCUAAUAGUAACUGACUGUAACAGUAACGAGAGAGAGGGUAAAGAGACAGGCCGGGCUUAUCCGACACAACCGACACAUAC